Molecule: messenger RNA, 1674 nt
Organism: Penicillium argentinense
Lineage: Eukaryota; Fungi; Ascomycota; Eurotiomycetes; Eurotiales; Aspergillaceae
Product: nucleobase cation symporter-1 family protein
Exons: 3
Coding region: 1-1674 (557 amino acids)
Biological process (GO): nucleobase transport; transmembrane transport
Cellular component (GO): plasma membrane
Molecular function (GO): nucleobase transmembrane transporter activity
Source: RefSeq, a predicted model, not a curated record
AUGGGUUUCUCCCGGCCUCACCUCCGGGUCGCACAGGACCGGUCGGCCUUCGCAGAAGGUAAUGCGCGCUGGACAAACCGAGACCUUGAUCCAGUACCACGACUCGGUCGCAAGUGGGGGGUUUCUAGCUUGAUAGCUUACUGGAUCUCCGAUGCAUUCAACGCAGCGACAUGGCAGUUUGCCAGCAGUAUCAUUGCCGUGGGCCUGACCUAUCGCGAGGCUCUCGCCAUCGUGGCCAUCUCAUUCUUCAUCAUGUCCUUCGUCAUUGCGGGCAAUGGCGCGGUCGGUGCCAUCUACCACGUCCCGUUCCCAGUCAUCGCUCGCGCGAGCUGGGGCUUCUGGGGCUCCUAUAUUGCUAUCAUAUCACGACUCAUUCUUGCCAUUUUCUGGUUUGCUAUUCAGGAUGUCAACGGCGGAAACGCCGUGCGGGUCAUGAUCGGCGCCAUCUGGCCCAGUUAUCUGACGAUACAUAAUGGUAUCCCUGAAUCGCAGGGGAUCACGACCAAUGGCAUGGUUGCCUUCCUGAUCUUCUGGAUUGUUCAGUUCCCUUUCCUCUGCAUGCAUCCGAAUAAGCUGCGAUGGCUGUUCACUGUCAAGUCGGUGCUGGUCCCCAUUGCCUGGAUCGCCAUCCUCGUCUGGGCCUUUGUCGCUGAGAAGGGUGGCGGCGGUGUUUUCGAGCAGCAGCGGUCGUCUGUGUCGGGGUCCAAAUAUAGCUGGCUGUUUCUAGCCAACAUGACCAGUGUCCUUGGGAACUACGCGACACUGAGCGUCAACCAGUCUGAUUUCUCGCGCUACUCUCGCGUCAGUCCUCGUUGGCAGCUUCUCUAUAUACCCAUGCUGCCAAUCGUGUUCACUUUCAUUUCUUUCAUCGGCAUUGCUGCCUCGUCAGCCGGCCAAACACACUAUAAGCUUGCCGAGAUCCCGUGGGAUCCCAUGGUCCUCAUCAGUCUCUGGCCAAAUCGGGCCUGUCGCUUCUUCGGCGCCUUUUCCUUCGCGCUGGCAUCACUGGGGGUCAACAUAUCCGCGAACUCUUUAUCUGCCGCGAACGACUUCACCGCGCUUGGCCCGAAAGUCCUCAAUAUCCGCCGCGGCCAAAUCCUGUGCGCGCUCCUCUCAUGGGUGCUCGUUCCAUGGAAAAUCCUUGAGUCUGCGGGCAACUUUCUCACUUUCAUGUCCGCUUACGCCAUAUUCCUUGGACCUAUUGCUGCAAUCAUGCUUUUUGAUUUCUGGGUCAUCAAUAGCCGCCGGUACGAUUCUCUUGCGUUGUACCAGCCCCGUAAUCCAAUCUACCGGUACACUUGGACCCUUCCAGGGUGUUCUGGUCGCUCUCUAUCGGGAGUCAACUGGCGAGCUCUGAUUGCUUUUAUCGUUGGUGUGGCGCCCAAUCUACCUGGUCUGAUCAAUGCAGUGAAUCCGAAGAUUGAUGUUGGAGUUGGCGUGCAUCCUUAUCAAUUCGGCUGGCUGCUCGGGUUCUUCUCGACUGCAAUUGUUUACUUAGGCUUGUCCUGGGGUUUCCCUGCCACAGAAACCAAGGUCGACCGUGCCAUAUUGCCCGAAGAAAUAUACGACGCGAAUAAUGUGGUCGAGGGAUUGGAGACAGAUAGUGCGGAGCGCAUGGAGACUUCCAUGACGGAGAAGACUCACGAUAAAUCUGAUUCUGGGAAAGUCGUUUAG